Messenger RNA from Mercurialis annua (annual mercury), 1182 nucleotides. RefSeq names its product histidine biosynthesis bifunctional protein hisIE, chloroplastic. Gene Ontology annotation, biological process: L-histidine biosynthetic process. Gene Ontology annotation, molecular function: phosphoribosyl-ATP diphosphatase activity; phosphoribosyl-AMP cyclohydrolase activity. Lineage: Eukaryota; Viridiplantae; Streptophyta; Magnoliopsida; Malpighiales; Euphorbiaceae. The record is from RefSeq and is a predicted model, not a curated record. Bases 161 to 1000 code for a protein of 279 amino acids. The transcript is spliced from 5 exons.
CCAAUUUGUUUAGUAUUAUCCCCUCCCUUUAAAAACCCUACCCAACCACACUAUAGACUACAGAGGCAGCAACAGCAAGCAGUGAAGCUGAACAUGGCGGCUGCCUCUCUCUUAAAUAUCUCAUUGCCCAGAUGAAGAAAACAAUCUGUAACCAGUAAAAAUGGCAAUCUCAUCGUUUCAAUCCCUUGUUUUUCCUUCAAAAACCCGUGUUUUCAUCCCAAUCGGCGGUUCCAAUGCCAGAAAAAUAAUUAAACUUCCUCUAAUUCUCGCUUCUGCCAAAAAACCUAACGCCGAUCUCUCCCUCCAAUCCAAGGUUGAGACAUUAUUGGACAGCGUAAAAUGGGAUGAUAAAGGUUUGGCUGUGGCUAUAGCUCAAAAUAUAGACACAGGAGCCAUUUUAAUGCAAGGCUUUGUGAACAGAGAUGCACUGUCCACAACCAUUUCCUCUCGAAAGGCAACAUUUUACAGUCGUUCGCGAUCAAGUUUGUGGACAAAGGGAGAAACCUCGAACAAUUUCAUCAACAUUCAUGACAUCUUCCUUGAUUGUGACAGGGAUUCGAUAAUUUACCUAGGGAAGCCUGAUGGACCUACUUGUCAUACAGGGUCCGAAACAUGCUAUUAUACAUCAGUUGAUGAUUUUCUAGAACAGAAACAGGAUGAGGGAAAUAGGUUGGCAUUAACCAGUUUGUAUUCAUUAGAGUCCACAAUUUCUCAGCGCAAAGCAGAAUUAACUGUGCCGCAAGAAGGAAAGCCCUCUUGGACCAAGCGACUACUAACUGAUCCCAACUUACUGUGCUCGAAAAUAAGGGAGGAGGCUGAUGAGUUAUGCCGAACACUAGAGGAAAAUGAGCAUAGUACACGUACUGCCUCAGAGAUGGGAGAUGUGCUUUACCAUUCCAUGGUCCUGAUGGCACUUAAAGAUGUAAAGAUAGAGGAUGUAUUAGAUGUUCUUCGUUGUAGAUUUUCACAGUCGGGUAUUGAGGAAAAGAAAAGUCGGUGACACCAAAACUAAAGUUAAAUGAUGUACAGCUUCAUACUGUAAUCCAAUUUUAAUUUAACGGGAAUAUAUCGCCGAUAAAUUGAUCAGUGCCGGUGUGUAUUGUAACUUCCUUUUGUUCACAUGAAUUUGUUGAUUACCAUUUUCUGUUAUUGAUCAAUAAUACAAUAUAAAGGUUUACAUAA